UUUUUUUUUUUUUUUUUUUUUUUAAAGAAAUGAUCUCACUAUAUAGCUCAGGCUGGCCUGGAACUCAGUCUCUCAAGUGCUGAAAUUAAAGACAUGCACACUCACACCCUCCCCCCACAAUGCUUCUGGAAUAGGUCAUAUUAAAGUAAGUUAAAUGGUUAAAUUUAGCCUUUACCUUAAAUAAUUAUCAUUCUCAGUAGGACCUUUUGUUUUAUUUUGAUUUUUAGGUGGCUUCUUUUUGGGUGGGGUCCCCUUUCUACAUUGUAGCAACUUAUAAAACCAAGUGAAAUUGGGCCAGAAUUGGGAGUGAGUGACUAGAGUUCCAGGUGAGAGUCCAGUGACACCCCAUCUUCUAUCAGGGAACAUCAACAGGCCCAUCCAGAGAGUCUUUUGUGAGUAAUUCCAGUUGUUCUGAUUAAGAUGGUAAUGGUUAUUUAUGCUCUGAGAACAGUGUUCCAUAAUAACAUAUUUAAUACUUCUGAGGCGGUUAUAUAGGCCAGCCCCAGUGACCUCACGAAACCCCAUCUCAAAACAACAAUCAAACAAUAGACAUAUAUUAGUUCUUUCAGUCUCUUAGUUCUCUCAGUCUGGUGGUGGUUUGCGAUAUGAGCUCUCAGCUAUUGCUCAAGCUUCCUCUCUUCCUGCUGCCUUGCUCCUUGGCCAUGAUGGUCAAAUAAAUGCUUUCUUCUGUAAGUUGCUCUGCUUACAGUCUUUUGCUCCAGCAAUAGUAAAAGUGUACCAAGACAGAAGCUAGUACUGUUUAGACGAGGAUAAUGGGGUUUAGUGCAUGGCCAAAUGCAUGAAUAUUCUAGAUACCAUAUUAGAAAUGAAAUGUAGCUCCAGUGUGAUGAUGGAUGCCAAUAGGCCAGACACCUAGAAGGUUGGCACAAGGGAUCAGGAAUGCAACACCAACUUGUUACGUAGGAUUUGAAUUAUUUUUAUUACAGAUAGUUAUUUGUAGGGAGGGGUGUGCCUUGGUGUGGACUUGGAGGUUGAGGACAACUUUGGUGGAUUGGUUCUCUCCUAUCGUGUGGUUCCCGGUUGAUUGAAUUCAGAUUAACAGGCUUGUAUUGUUGGAUGGUAAGCUCUUGCUUACCUGCUGAGCCAUCUUACCAGCCAUAUGCAGAGAGUUUGAGACCAGCCUGGACUACUUGAAGCUCACUCACUCCCCACCCCAUAAAAAAUGGAAUAUACUAGUAAAAUAUAGUUCUAGAGGGAAUCUAAAUCAAGUUAUUUUGCCUGCUGACUUAUGAUCUAUAUCUGAAGUUCUGGCUUUUUUUUUCUUUAAUAAAUAUUUUAUGUAUGUUCUAUCUGCAUGUACACCUGCAUGCCAGAAGAGGGGCACAGAUCAUAGUAUAGAUGGUUGUGAGUCACCAUGUGGUUGCUGGGAAUUGAACUCAGGACCUCUGGAAGAGUAGGUAGUGCUCUUAACCACUGAGCUACCUCUCCAGCCCCUGAUUUAUUUUCUUGAAUCCAUUCCUUACCAUUUCUCUUUGGGUUCUAGAAGUAAACAGUGCAUAGGUAUGUUGCACAUAUACUUGUACAUUUGUAGCAGAGAUUCUCAACCUUCCUAAUGCUGUGAUCCUUUCAUACAGUUCCUUAUGUUGUAGUGAUCCCCCCACCAUAGAAUUAUUUCAUCGCUACAUCAUAACUAAUUUUGCUACUAUUAUGAAUCAUAAUGUAAAUAUCUGAUAUGCAGGAUAUCAGAUAUACAACCCCCAAGGGGUCUCAACCCAAAGAUUGAGAACCACUGAUCUAGAGCUUAGAAUGAAGGCACUCAUGGCAUUGAAUGUCUUCUAUCGGUUAAGGAUGAUCGACAAGACUUCAUCUUACCUAAAGUGUAUGUACCCAAACUACCCAAGGCCUUGGCUGAUUCCAAGUUUAUGUAGGAGUUUCCUGAUUUUCUGCUCAAACGUUCGAUACUAGGAGUCAGGACUGCAGGUAAAGACCGUGACUUAGCAUGAGUGUCAGCACUCUGGCAUGGCGCAGCGCACACCUAUAAUCACAGCACUCAGGAAGCCGCAGCAGGGGGAUUGAAAUGCAAGGCAAGUCUGGAUUACAUAGGAAGACUAUCUCAAAUCAUCAUCAUCAAAGAAAUAAUAUUCACUUCAUUGAUAACUUAUACUUCUGGCUGGUACCGUGCUAAGCACUUAAUGUGCAUUUGAUUUUAGAAACAAUUCUGGGAAGAACUUUUAGUAAAUCUAAAAAACUAUCACAUAAACAGGCUAAGUAAAUUGGGUGGCUGCUCUAGGUGGGAUAAGGUUCUCGUGCUGGUAGCAUAGUCUAGCUUGGAUUGCCAGUUUAAAAUAAUUUUCUCUUGUUAUAAGAUAAGAAACUUGGACUUUUUUCCAAUUCAUUUAUGUUGGUUCUUCAGACAGGUUUUCACACUAGCUUAGGCCAGAAUUGAAGGCUUCUUUUAUCCCCAGAUUGACCUCAGCCUUGAAAUCUUCCUGUGUCAGGUUCACAAGUGUCAGGUAAGCAACAUCAGACUGGAUCUUGUUCACUCUUGCAAAACAAGUGAAAGGCACUUGAUGUAGUAAGUCAUACCUGAAAUCCUCGCACUUGAUAGGCUGAGACAGCAGGAUAGUUGAAAGGCUACAGUGAGUUUCAGAACAGCCUGUACUGCACAGUGAGACCUUGCCACAAGACAGAACACCUAGAGAAAAAAAUGUUUUCAAAUUCUGAAGAAGUUGGUAUAAACAGGUACUGCUGAGAUCUGUCUGCCUCUGCCUCCCGAGUACUGGGAUUAAAAGGGGGUAUAUCGUCGUAAGGCCUCAUGGCACAUGAAAAGGCAGGUAGAUUUCUGUGAGUUCAAGGACAGACUGAUUUACAUAUUGAAUUCUAGGCCAGCCAGGGCUGCAUAGGGAGAUCCUGUCUCAAAAUAAAACAUUUCAUAUAAAUGAUAUUACAUAAUGUAUGGCCUUUUGUGUUUGUUUUUAUUUAUUUAGUAUAAUGCCUUCAGUCCUAACACAUACUGUAGACUGUAAAUACAGAGGUGAAUAAUAUCCCCUUAUAUGAACAUUUGUUCCCUCCCCUACUUACCUGUUGUGAAUAAUGUUUUAUCCAUAUUAAUAUAAAUACAUCGUGUACAGCAUUCAUGGAGAAGAGAAAAGGGUACCAGAUUCCCUGGAAUUAGAAUUAGAAACAGAUGUGAACCAUCAUGAGGGUGCUGAGAACCAAACUUGGGCAAAACUUCUCCUCUCAACUGUGGCAUUACUUUCUGCAGUUCCUGUAAGUUAAAAUAGCAAAUGCUUUUAACCACUGAACCCUCUGUCUCCAACUUCAGCCUCGUAAGGGUUGGGAUUUGUAGGCAUAGACCACCAUGGUCAGCUUCUUGGCUUCUAAAUUUUCAAAGUGGUAGUCAGAGACUAAUUAAAAGCCACCUGGGGAAGUGUGUAUGUCUAUGUAUCUGUCUGUCUCUCUGCCUUGUCUCUCUCUGUGUGAUGCUAGGGAUCAUAUUAGGGGACUUGGACAUGCUACUCAAGCAACAUCUUCAGCUCUUAGCUGCUGCCUUUGUGUUUUGGUUUGCCUUUGUGUCUCACUGUGUAUACUAUUUACCUCUAACUAAUGACUGAUCCUCCUGUCUUAGCUUCCAAAGUGCUUCGGCUACUCUUUAAAAAAAACAAAACACAACUUUUUUCCCAUACGCUUGAUUUUUUUUUCUUCCCAUAAGUUUAGAAAGCUGAAUGGGGCUGUUUACUUCUUUGCCUUAUAUCCCAGUCUAUCUUGGCCAGCUUUGUUUCUGUACCCGUUUCCUCACCUCUGAAUUGUAAAGCAAAUCCUAGAAACAACCAUGUAAAUGACAUCUUCAAUGCGGGACAUGCUAACUCAAUCAUGAAUGCGGGCCUAGAGAAGCACGAAGACCACUGGUUAAGAGUCCAGCCUGGGCCAUAUAAGAGGCACAGUUUCUGCAAUACUCCCCUCUUAUCUUUGGUUUCACUUUCUGCAGUUCCUCUUACUUGUGGUCAAUUUUUUGUCUGAAAGUAUUAAAUAGAAUGCUUCAGAAAUAAGCAGUUUGUAAUGUGUUUUUGUUUGAGACAGGAUCAUACUAGGUAGCCAAGGCUAACCUCUCAGUUGAAACCAUUCCUGCUGCUGCCUCCUAAAUACUGGGAUUAUGGGCAUGUGCUGUCAUAUCUGCCUACUUUGUAAACUUUAAAUUUUGUGCUGCUAUGUUUGUGGUGAUCUAAUCUGAUGCCCUCCUGAUCCAUCCAUCCUGCCUGGGCUGAAUCACCCCCUUGUCUAGCAUCUUUACUUAUCCAUAAGUCACUUCAUGGACAUCUCUUUUACCAGGCUUGGGUAUCAUAGUAUUUAUGUUCAUUCAGAUAAUCCUUACUUAAUAAUAAUAAUUUAAUAAUAGGCUUGAUAGUGGUGUUGUAAUUCACAUGUGCCCUCAGAAGCUGUAUUCAUCUUCAAAUGGAAAGAUGACUUUUGGUCAUAGGUAUGUACAGACUUAAGAGAGAACAUUGGAUUUGCACUCUAAAAUUUGAGGCAUGCACUGAGGUGUUGAAGUGUUACCUGGCAAAGGGAGGCUGUUGCCGUUUGUGCUUUCUUCUUCAGUAAGGAUGUUGUUAUAAAUUCUCUCUUCCAGCUACAUCCCCUGCUUGCUUUAUGGGAUUCUUCAAUCCACUUACUCAUUCUGUGUCAAAAGAUUAUUGAGAACUUGUUCAGGCACUGUUUGAACCUAGUAUUGCUGCCUCGAGUGAGGUAUUUUUCAUCUAAGCCUCAGUAAAGGUUUCUCUCUAAACCCCUGUUGGCAGUGCUUAAAACAAAUCUUAUAUCUGUCCUCUUAGGAUUCAGAAUGGUCAGUCAUCUCUCAAUGGAUGGGGAUGUUUCUAAUAAUGGGGAUAUACUACAGGAGCCAACUGGAAGAUUCUCUCUAGGGAACCGUGAAUUGGGUAUUAUACUUUGGAACCUGGGUCUGGAAUUUAUUUCUUAACUCUGUUUUAUCCACUGUUUUUGUUUGUUUUAUUUUUUAUUUUUUAAGACAGGGUUUCUCUGUGUUGCCCUGGCUGUCCUAGAAAUAACUGUGGAGGAUGGGCUGGCUUUGAACUCACACAGCCUGCGUCUGCCUCCCAGGUGCUGGGAUUAAAGGUGUAUUCCCCUACCACCACCACCACCACUAUGUAGCUCUGAUUACCCUGGAGUUUAUUUUGUGGUCUAAAUUGGCCUCAAACUCACAGAGAGUUUGCCCCCCUCACCCCCACCACCGCCUUUAAAAUUAUGUGUGUAUGUGUGUAUGAGUAUGUACACAUGAGUGUGGGUGCUUGUAGAGGCCGGAAGCCGAAGAAAAGAAAAAGCCAUUUAAGGGGAAUUUUACGUUUUUUAGGUUUGUAAAGAAAUAUGUUGUUUUGUCAACUACUUCAACCUUUGCAAUAUUAUUAGGACCCAUUUUGCUAUUUAAAAAUAACAAUUUUUUAUUGUAACAAAAAUUUUUAAGUGGUGUUUAUUGAUAGAGGACUGGAAUGCUAGCACAUAGGAGAUAGAAAAUAAGGCAGUUAAAGCCUAGACUGCAUGAGAUCUUGUCUCAGAAAACAGAGAAACAAGUGAGGUGGGGCAUGAAUAACAUUUAUUGAAUACCAGGUACAUGCCAGUGAGUGAUAAGGACUCUUGUUUUUGUUUUUGAGACAGGGUCUCUAUACAGCCCUGGCUAACCUGGAACUCACUAAUCAUAGAGAUCCACCUACUUCUACUUCUUGAGUGAUAGAAUUAAAGGCAUGUACAGUUACCACUCCUGGCUGUGCUAAGAACCACCCAUGUGUAUUUGCCUUGAAUCUUUGUAAGCUAGACUGACCUUGAAUUCCUGAUCUUUCUGCUUGUGUGUAUUGAGAAUGUAGGCUUGUGCUGUCCCACCUGCCUGGAUUUCUUUUUAAGUCUUCACCAAAAAUCAAGUUGUUAUUGUUCCUAUUUUUCAAUGAGGAAACUGAAUCUUGUUUACUUACUCUGUGUGUGUGCGUGCUAGCGAGGGUGCCUGCGUGCGUGCGAGUGUGCAAAUGGGGGAGAUCAAAGAACAACACCCUUUUCUGGCAUCUGAGACCUCCUCCAUGCAUGUGGUGCACAUAAAUGCACAUAUACACAUUAGCAAAAGUAAACCUUUAAAAGACUCCCAAGUAGACACCUGCUUCCUUACGUCAGUGCUUUAAGUGUGUGAGAUCUUUGUUCCUUCCUGAUUCUUAUUUUUGCUUAGAGAAGGGGGAAGUUUUAAGCAGAACUUGAGUUCACGGAAAGGGUGUUUCCAAGUGACCUCAUUGUCACCUGACUCUGCUACUUUCCAACUAUAUCUCUUGGGCUUUAGAAGGCAGGAUUUUUAGUUCUCAAUUUUUGAAACAAGUCAGCUAUAUAUUUAAGCCUUUUUUUGAACCCAUUUGAGAUUUUUGUUCUGUUUUGUUUUUACUAACAAGAUAGUAAAUGUUGACUUAUAGUCAACAAGAAUAACCGAUAGGGAUAGAAUCCAAAGUUGUGCGAUUGAGAGAUCUGGCUUUCUUAUCCCACAAUGUUUCUGUAUCUGUAGUAUAUUGUCUGAAAACCUAAUUGAAGUACUGUUUGUAGGGACUAAUCGGUUGGUGUGUGUUAUUUUUCUUGUCACUGUCCCUCUGUGGGCACUAAGAAGUUAAUCAUUGGAGCCAUGGGCGACCUUUGAGAGUGAUGCCUAGGAAGAGUAGUCUUUGACAGAGCUCUAGGAAGUUAAAAAGAAACCAGAAUCUACCUGAGCAGAUGAGUAGGACAAAGGUAUGUACACAUUUGGAGGUGACAGCAUGUGCUCUCUCUUCCCCACACUGUCUUAGGACUGUGCUUUCUAGUUCAUCUUCAAACUUCUGGUUCUCCUGUUUGAAUGUCCUGAGUUCUGGGACUGAGUAUAUACCACCAUACUCGACCAAACAGAGUAUCCAUAUUUCCGUUUCUGUGUCCAAUAGUUUUGACUCAUCAUGGAUGAUCUAUCACCAGAAGAAAUUCAGCUUCGGGCUCACCAAGUUACUGAUGAGUCUCUGGAAAGCACAAGGAGAAUCCUGGGUUUAGCCAUUGAGUCUCAGGAUGCAGGAAUCAAGACUAUCACUAUGCUGGAUGAGCAAGGGGAACAACUAAAUCGCAUAGAAGAAGGCAUGGACCAAAUAAAUAAAGACAUGAGAGAGGCAGAGAAGACUUUAACAGAACUCAACAAGUGUUGUGGCCUCUGCGUCUGCCCUUGUAAUAGGACCAAGAACUUUGAGUCUGGAAAGAACUAUAAGGCAACAUGGGGUGAUGGUGGAGACAGCUCACCUAGCAAUGUGGUAUCUAAGCAACCAAGCCGGAUAACAAAUGGUCAGCCUCAGCAGACUACAGGAGCGGCCAGCGGUGGAUACAUUAAACGCAUAACUAAUGAUGCCAGAGAAGAUGAGAUGGAAGAGAACCUGACUCAAGUGGGCAGCAUCCUAGGGAACCUAAAGAACAUGGCUCUGGAUAUGGGCAAUGAAAUUGAUGCUCAAAACCAGCAAAUACAGAAGAUCACAGAAAAGGCUGACACCAACAAGAAUCGCAUUGACAUUGCCAAUACAAGAGCAAAGAAACUCAUUGACAGCUAAAACCCUGCUGUACUUCUUUACCUGUUAACUCAGUCUCGGGCUCCUGCUGAGUCUUUUCUUACUCAGUUUGAAAGACUGUGCGAGAAGGGCGGGAGGAGGAUCCCUCCUCCUUCCUUCCUUUCUGUCUUUUGGGGUAGGUUCUUGCUCAGGCGUUCUUACAGUCUUUCUCAGUUUACUCUUGUAGGCUGCUUUCUGUACAUCACUUAGUCUCUCCAUCUCGUCAUUUAGCUUUUGUGUUCAAGACUUGGAAGCAUUGCCAAAGAGCCAUGAAGGGAGGCAGCUGGAUAAGUAGCUUUUGCCAUUAUUGGUUGGUUGGCUUGGUUUUGGUUUGGUUUUGGUUUUAUGGUAAAGAGCAAGAGGAAGGAAGAAGAAAUGAAGUGACUCAUUAAAGAAACUACAGGUCACAAAAAACCCUCAGUGCUUGGGGUAGGAGCUUUCACACGUGUUUUGUUCUACACUGUUUUUCAGCUUCUGCUCCAAAGAGAGUACAGUGAGUUUUCCAGAAGUGAGCUUCACUCCUAAAUCCUUAGUGAUUUGGGUAUAAACGUAGGCUCUUGGGUCCCGUUUCAUAUUGCACAUGCAGGAACACUAUAUAAACGAGUGCCUUUUAUUCUCAUACAGUAAGUCAUAGCAUGGUCCCAUUGCAGGCCUGUUAACUUCAUGGAGUUGUCAGUAGCCUUGAAAAGAUGUACAUAUAUAUGUGAAAUCGGAGACUUCCUCACUAAAGCAGGGUGUAUCAUGUGAAUUCAGAUUUACCUCAUAAGAAUUAUGUUUAGAUAUGAAAAAGACUUGUUUUGAUCUCAGGUAGAAAAAUAGAUUGCUUUGAGUUUUGUAUAGUUUUAGACAUUUAAAAAGUUAUAAUCUGUUACUAAAAGUUGUUUGGAAAAUUAUGCCUUUGAUUAAUUAUUGAUGACCACACUGCCAUUCUCUCUGCCUUACACACAGAAUCAAGUUUGUGUAGACCCUGAAGUGUUAGGAAAGCUGAACUGGUAUUUGUCACCUUUGUUUAAAAAUCAGCAUGUACAAUUGCUGAUUGUAGAUCGCAAUUAGCGCAAAGUAGAUCGGUUUGACCAGUAACCAUUGCUUGAUUCUUACAAUUAAAUUUUGUAAUUAAUGGUAUUGUUCUUCAAAUAGGUGAUGUUUCUAUGACUUAUUUGUAGGGGCAAUCAUUUUACCAGCUUUUGUUAACAUUAGAUAAAGCAAAUGUCCAUACGUCAUGCACUCCAAUAGAAAGUUGCAUUAGCUCUUCUCUAAUUUUCACCAGAAGUGUGUACAGGACUUCCUACGGUUUGCUUUGAGUUCAUUCUAGACAUUACUUGUCUUAGUCGUUUGAACUUAAAUACACUACUGAGUAUUUCUGAGUGAGAAUUCAAGUCAUGUAUUGAAGAAGAUGCAUCUAGCAUAGCAACAUUCAGAGGGUGAAGAGGACAGUGUGCAAAACAAAGCAGUGUUCCAUGCCAGAGUGAAGAGCUUAUUGGGUACAGAUACCUAAUGUAUGAAGUAUGGCUGAGUGUAAAACACUGGACUGUGCUGUGCCCAAAAGUGCUUCCCUUAGUCAUUUAAAAACAACAUGCUGAUUUGUCCAAAGGAACAGUACCAAAAGGUAGUAUCCAAGGUAUAUUUGGCUAGAAUAUGCACUAAAGCAACCCUUUGCUCUUGCUGGCUGGUGUGAAUGCAUGCUUAUUUCUUGCCUUAAUUUCUAUAUCUGUAAAUGGGAAUUAAUAAAUCCUGUUUUAUAAACUAAUUUACAGACCAGUAAUGCCCAGAAAUUUCUUAGAAUAUGCCAGGCUCACAGGCCACAUGGGUAAUCCCAAUGUUUGGGAACCUGAGGCACAAUCAAUCUACCCAAUGAGUUUGUGGGCUAGCCUAGAGUAAAUUGUGUCCAGAAACAGCUUCUACCCCACCCCCCCAAAAUCAACCAACAAAACUAUUUUUUUAAGAUUUAUUUAUUAUGUAUAUAAGUACACUGUAGCUGUCUUCAAAUGUAGCUGUCUUCAGACGCACCAGAAGAGGGCACCAGAUCUUAUUACACAGAUGGUUGUGAGCCACCAUGUGGUUGCUGGGAAUUGCACUCAGGACCUCUGGAAGAGCAGUCAGUGCUCUUAACUGCUGAGCCAUCUCUGCAGCCCCCAACAAAACUCUUGAAAGAGUGCCUAUUAGGUGUAACUCUCCUAAAUGAUAGCUAUUUUCUCUAGAAUGGAGGGAGCUCUUGUUUUUUUUUUUUUUUCUUUUUUUCGGAGCUGGGGACCGAACCCAGGGCCUUGCGCUUCCUAGGUAAGCGCUCUACCACUGAGCUAAAUCCCCAGCCCCGGGAGCUCUUUUUGGUCAAAGACAACAUAGCUCCUCUCCCGACCCAAAGAAAAAAGCAUGGAAGCAGAUACCAAGCACCUUUGUCUGCGGAGCCACCAUACCCACUGUUGCUGUUAUUUUUGAGAUACAAUAGCAUAACACAAGCUGGAGUCACCUGGGAUUCUGGUUUUGGUGUGUCUUCUAAUAUCGUGACCUUGUAUAUAAUACCUAUGACUACAAAUAAGAGCUAGCAUCUUAUACUGAACUUUUGGUUGGUUGGUUGGUUGGUUGUUCUUGACACAGGAUUUUCUGUGUAGCCUUAGCUCUCCUGGAACUCACUCUGUAGAUCUCGCUGGCCUUGAACUCAGAGAUCAGCCUGCCUCUGUUUCCCAAGUGCUGGAAUUAAAAGUUGUAAUCCUGGCUGGCCUCAAACCCAGAGAUAUACCAGUCUUUGCUCCACAGAUACUGAAAUUAAGUGUGCCACUAGGUCCAACUUCAAAGUUUUUUAAAAACAGUAAAGCUCAAAUUUCAUCUUAGUCUUAACUUACACAGCUGUACCUAUUCAUCCCUUCUUCAGUUUUAAUGUAUUUUUCAGUCUUCGAUUCUUAAUUUUUCCUUAUCACAUAUGGAUUAUGACUAUUCUAUUAACUUAAACAUCUAUAUUCUAGACAUCCUAUAAUGAGCAUUUAAAAUUAAGGUUUUGGUGUGUUUUCUAAUAUCGUGACCUUGUAUAUAAUACCUAUGACUACAAAUAAGAGCUAGCAUCUUGUACUGAACUUUUGGUUGGUUGGUUGGUUGGUUGGUUGGUCUUGACACAGGAUUUUCUGUGUAGUCUUGGCUAUCCUGAAACUCACUCUGUAGAUCACGCUGGCCUUGAACUCGGAGGUUAAGGUUUAGGAUUGGGAAUGUAGAACUGCUCAGAUCAUGAGGUGCUUGCCUAGUAUACAAGUAUCCCUAGGUUCAGUUCUGUUUUACCAUGUAAGCCAGAUGUGGUGCCAUGCCCCUCCAAACUCAGCACUAGGUAGGGGGUAGCAGGAGGAUCAGGAGUUCAAGGUCAUUCUCAGGUACACAGUUUCAGGACAACCUGGGAUAUGUGAAACAUACUCAAAACAAAAAGGGCCAAUGAUAUGGCUUAGCAGGUAAGGGUACUUGCUGCCAAGCCAGACAACCCAAGUUUGAACUCCAGGACCUAAAUGGUAGAAGAACCACCUAAAAGUUUUCCUCUGACUUCCACAUGUGCUGCACUGUAUGCAAGCUUGUGUGCACAUACACAUAAGAAUGUAAUGAAAAUAAAAAGCAGAAGUUACCUGAAUGG
Molecule: messenger RNA, 11160 nt
Organism: Rattus norvegicus (Norway rat)
Lineage: Eukaryota; Metazoa; Chordata; Mammalia; Rodentia; Muridae
Source: RefSeq, a predicted model, not a curated record